CGCAACACGUGCACGUGCCGCGAGCAUUUCUCAUUCCUCGUCACCUCGAGCACUCGAACGCAGAGAAAAACAGAGGAAGAAAGCUCAAGAACUCCUCAAUCGCUCAAGCAUUAUCAGAACAUGAUCCAAAUCUCUUCGAAAUCCCGCAGAUUUGCUACUGAUUUUUCCGUACUGAUAUCUCUCCAUUCUCAUCGAUUUCUCGACGGGCCCGACAAUUUUGAUGCCUUUCGGCAAUGGCAGUUGUCGAGAAGAUUCUCUUUUCAAAACCCUCGUACGUCAGGGACCACUCAUGUCAUCUGCAUACCUUCUACUACCAGUAUUCAACACCUGGAUCGACGUCCUACGUGCUCUAUGACAACAAGUGCUUGUUUAACUUCCAAAGAGAGUGGAAUUCCGACAGAGAUAGUGAAGGAGCUAUACAUUAAGAUGCUUAAAUCCAUGGAAACUGAAACCAUGCCUCCAAAUGCUUGGUUGUGCUCGCUAAUUGAAAACUGUGGAAAUCGGGAGGACAUUAUGCUUCUAUUUCAAAUAUUGCAGGAGCUUCAAAGAUUUAGGCUAUCAAACCUUCGCAUAUUUGCAAAUUUCAAUUGCCAACUUUGUUUAAGAGUAGCUAGGGCAUGUGCUCAUGUGGGAGCUGUUGACUUUGGGAUGAGGACUCUCUGGGAGCAUAAUGUUUAUGGGUUAACUCCAAGCAUCUGCUCUGCUCAUCAUUUACUUUGUUAUGCCAAAGAACACAAUGACUUUAAACUCAUGGUGGAAAUCAUGCAACUGCUGAAAAAGAACUCAUUGCCAUUGCAACCGGGUACAGCAGACAUAGUUUUCAGCAUCUGUUACAAUACAGAUAAUUGGGCUUUAAUUUCAAAAUAUUCAAAGAGAUUUAUUAAGGAUAGAGUGAAACUGCAUCGAACUGCAUUUGACAUAUGGAUGGAGUUUGCUGCAAAAGUCGGAGAUGCUGAGUCUAUAUGGAAAAUUGAGAAGCUGAGAUCAAAUUCUUGGAAGCAACACUCUCUUGCAAGUGGGUUUUCUUGCGCUAAGGGAUAUCUACUGGAACAUAAACCUGAGAAUGCUGCUACCAUCAUUCACAUGCUCAACCAGACUCUUCCUGACUGGAAAAAGAAACACAUUGCAGCUGAGCUUCAGAGGUUGGGGAGUGAGUGGCCUUUGGAGGUGAUAAAGAAGCAAAAGAAAGAAAACAGGAAGGCACUGGCCAAGGCCUUGAGAAGUGACGUCACUACCAUGGUUGAGUCACUUUUGAGCAUGGGUUUGGAGGUGACGAUGAGUCUGAAAGAUCUAAUUAGGGAAGAAGAUAUUACAUGCUGAGAAUCAGGCAACUUCAAGCUGAAAUCCUUACUAUGGUGGUUACAAACCUUCAUUUCUGGAACAGCUUCGAUUGGAGCUCAAAGAAGGUCAUCAUCCAAGAUACACAUCAUGCCUUUUACUUGCAAUUGCUGCUUCGGGAAUUCCUUUAUCUUAGUAAAUAAACGCAGAGUCGGAGCCGCAGGCAUUCUUGGUUAACGAAAAUGUGAUCAUUGCUGUAAUAUUUCUAUUUGGCAUACCUUAAUUCACUUAUACUAUUGUUAAUGGUAUCUUAUCCCUGUGAUGUUAAUGUCCUUUGGAGCUUCACAGGAGUCAAAUCCAGUUUUCUGUUAAGAAAAGCUCAGUCAAGCACUCAUGUUAACCAUUC
This is a messenger RNA of Magnolia sinica, 1684 nucleotides long. RefSeq lists its product as uncharacterized. Gene Ontology annotation, molecular function: protein binding. Lineage: Eukaryota; Viridiplantae; Streptophyta; Magnoliopsida; Magnoliales; Magnoliaceae. The transcript has 11 exons. The record is from RefSeq and is a predicted model, not a curated record. The coding region runs from base 121 to 1320 and encodes 399 amino acids.